Messenger RNA from Psammomys obesus (fat sand rat), 4429 nucleotides. It is a transcript of the gene Parva, whose product is annotated as parvin alpha. Gene Ontology annotation, molecular function: actin binding. Gene Ontology annotation, biological process: actin cytoskeleton organization; establishment or maintenance of cell polarity; cilium assembly. Bases 51 to 1421 code for a protein of 456 amino acids. Gene Ontology annotation, cellular component: cytoplasm; actin cytoskeleton; focal adhesion. Lineage: Eukaryota; Metazoa; Chordata; Mammalia; Rodentia; Muridae. The record is from RefSeq and is a predicted model, not a curated record. The transcript has 13 exons.
CCAGGUUCCAGAUAAGGCCUCACGUCCCCCUAGCAUGCACGUGUCCCUGCAUGCAAAGCCCCCAGCAAGCUGCAGGCAGGCCUGGGCAUCCUCGAAGCCGGGGUAGCCCGGGGCGCGGGGCCCCAGGCGCAGCAGCUCCUUGCAGGGCGGAGGGCGGCGCGAGGGAGGGAGCGAGGGACGGGAAAGGCGAGCGAGCUGCCUCAAAUGCCUGGAAUAAUUCCGCUUCCGUUUGGAAAGCCGCAGCCUCAGUCCCGCCACCGCCCGCCGCGGCCGCCCCAGCUCCAGCUCCGCGUCCCGCCGCCAUGGCCACAUCCCCGCAGAAGUCGCCCUCGGUCCCCAAAUCUCCCACCCCCAAGUCGCCUCCGUCCCGCAAGAAGGAUGACUCGUUCUUGGGGAAACUCGGAGGGACGCUGGCCCGGAGGAAGAAAGCCAAGGAAGUAUCCGAGUUCCAGGAGGAAGGAAUGAACGCCAUCAACCUGCCCCUCAGCCCCAUCCCCUUCGAGCUGGACCCUGAGGACACCAUGCUGGAGGAGAAUGAAGUGCGGACGAUGGUGGAUCCAAACUCACGCAGUGAUCCCAAGCUUCAAGAGCUGAUGAAGGUGCUCAUCGACUGGAUCAAUGACGUGUUGGUGGGGGAGAGAAUCAUUGUGAAGGACCUGGCUGAAGAUCUCUAUGACGGCCAAGUGCUGCAGAAGCUCUUCGAGAAACUGGAGAGUGAGAAGCUCAAUGUGGCAGAGGUUACCCAGUCGGAGAUCGCCCAGAAGCAGAAGCUGCAGACGGUGCUGGAGAAGAUCAACGAGACCCUGAAGCUUCCUCCCAGGAGCAUCAAGUGGAACGUUGACUCCGUUCACGCCAAGAGCCUGGUUGCCAUCCUCCACCUGCUCGUUGCUCUGUCUCAGUAUUUCCGGGCACCAAUCCGACUCCCAGACCAUGUUUCCAUCCAAGUGGUUGUGGUCCAGAAACGAGAAGGGAUCCUCCAGUCUCGACAAAUCCAAGAGGAAAUAACUGGUAACACAGAGGCCCUUUCUGGAAGACAUGAGCGCGAUGCCUUCGACACGCUGUUCGACCAUGCGCCCGACAAGCUCAAUGUGGUGAAGAAGACCCUCAUCACGUUCGUGAACAAGCAUCUGAAUAAACUAAACCUGGAGGUCACAGAACUUGAGACACAGUUUGCAGACGGGGUCUACCUGGUGCUGCUCAUGGGGCUCCUCGAGGGCUACUUCGUGCCCCUGCACAGCUUCUUCCUGACCCCCGACAGCUUUGAACAGAAGGUCCUGAAUGUCUCCUUUGCCUUUGAGCUCAUGCAAGAUGGAGGGCUGGAAAAGCCUAAGCCUAGGCCGGAAGACAUUGUCAACUGUGACCUGAAGUCCACGCUGCGAGUGCUGUACAACCUCUUCACCAAGUACCGGAACGUGGAGUGAGGAUCUGGGCUGCCUCCCGCUGCCCGGCCAUCUCUCGUGCAGGCCAUCUGGACCAGCUUCCCAACUGCCUUGCCCUGCUCGCUCCUGUCUCUUGCUCUACGCUCUCCCACAAGCCCAGUGACCACCCAGACAUAGUGGACGUUAAAAUCAGUAAGGAAGUGUCCACUAAGACUAUCUGAAGGUCCUGGGGACUGAACCAGGAGUGACUUGGGAAAUUGUCCCCAUCCAAAUUCAGGCCCCAGAUGAUCCUACAUUUUCUGUGGGAAUCAGGACAGCCUAGAGACAGUCCUCCAGAGCACAGAAAUAAAAAUCAGAGCUAAUCCCCGCACUAAGGGAGUGAGGUACGUCUCUACUAUGUUCAAGCUCAUAGCUUCACGCCCCCAUUAAAGGAGAUACAUAGAUGAGGAAACUGAGGCCCAGAGAUGCAAAGGUUUGCUACCGAUUAGCAGCUAUUUUUCCUCUCUGGGUAACUUGCUGGUUAAUACCCGGUCGACUGCAUUCCAUUCUGUGUGUGCCCUCACGUGUGUUCAUCCCCUCGCAGAGCCGCCUUAACCUGCACACACCUGCAUCCUCUAGCAGAGAAGACGCUCUGAUCGCAGCCUAGGGCACACCAGGUCAGGGCUGGGUGAUUUCGAACUAAAAUUGCCAAAUUGAAUUUAGCUCAAUUAAUACUGUGUAUGUGUGUGUAGCAGGAACCUCGUCCCUCAAAUCCUUUGUACAGAUGAAAAUUACCCUUAAUUCCUUCAGAUUGGUAAUAAGCCCACGCUCCGGUUGCAGGAUGACAUUUGGGAAGGGUUCUGUUCGGAAUUAAUAGAGUGCCCAUUUUGCAGCCUUUUUGCUUGAUUGCAUGUAAUGGAUGUGCCCUAUAUUUUCCUGCAAAAUAAGUACGCAAUUCAUUAUCGUUAGGAAAAUGUAGGGUAUAGUUGCGCAUAGCAGAGAGCUGGCCACAGACCCAUUGGAGCAUCACCUGAGAAGUAGGGCUUGUCAACAGGGACCCUUGAACUAAAAAAAAAAAAAAAAAAAAAAAAAAAAAAAAAAAAGACUGCCUUUUUGCCUUCUAAUUGGUCAUUUAGACCAUUCUGGCUAAGUCUGCCCCCACGCAAUUACUGGCUAAUUCUAGGCGCGGAAAAUGUCAGCCAUUUAAACCAAAGCUCAGUAUCUCGUCUCCUCACUCGGGUAACUUAAGGGUUUCUGGUCCCAUAUCUCUUCACUCAGACCUGACUUUGAAGGGUAGAGUUGUGCUGUAGCAGUCUGCACUGAGGCCCUGCAGAGAAAGCAAAGAAGCUGGUGGAUAGAGAAAGGGUCAGAAAAAAAAGUUGGGGUGGGAAGCUAGAAUCCAGAGCUGCGGUACGGCACCUAACUCUCGUGCCUUCAACUGAGAAGGCCAUGGGACAAUGAACUGCACCACUGCUGUCUUCUCACGGCUCUCAGUGUGACAGGGAGAUGCCAGCUUGGGUUGCCUCCUCCAGAAGUGUCUAACUACCUUGUCCUUGUCUUAGCUACGUCUCUCACUGGAACAAAAUCUUCUGAUAAAAGCAACUUCAGGGAAGAAGGGCCUAUUUCGGCUCAUGGUAUAAAGGCACACAGCCUGUCAUGGAGGGCAAAGCAUGGCAGCAGGAGACGCCAUGGCAGCCAGGACCCCUCACCUCGCAUGUUGUCAGAGUGAGGAGAGAACACACAAGGAGUGGGGCUGAGUUAUCAGACCCCAAGGCCCUUCUCCAGCGAGGCUCCACCUUUUGAAGGUCUCACAAUUUCUCACAACAGUGCCACCAGCUGAGGACCAAGUGUUCAAAAUGAGACACUUCCCACGUGCCAACUGAAACAUCUGGUGAAGCCCUCCAUAAUUUGAGGACUCGCUAAGAUGGCUUCCUAGACUCUGGCCUCCCUGCUGUUCAUGGCAUUCCCAGAGUGCUCUUGUCUCUUUUUGUACUGACCAUCCAGGGCAGCUCAGAACCCAGAGUGUUUAGAUCCACUGUGCCUCUCCCCAACUCUUUGUUCUAGGAAUUGUUGCUCAGCACUGUGAGCAUCUAAGAUGUGAAGGCAAUGUACUGUCUAAUGUCGAUCUGUGUACAAGACCAGAAUUCUUCUAUGCAUAAUUAAUGAACUAUCGUAUUUUUCAUUAGCUUUAUUGCUGGUCUCAUGCUCCUUUAAAUUCCUGGUAGUAAACUGAUAUGAAUGACGGCUUGGUGUCUGUGAGCAGCACUGACGUAGGACGAAGUAAGGCCUGCAUCUGCUUGAACGUGCUUUGCUGUCAGGAUUGGGCCUUGUUCCUGGUACUCAAGCUGUUAGUACACAGUAUUCUUCCUAAGGGCACUCCUUUGGGGUUUUAUAUUAUCUGCAGAAGGAAACCACAUCAGAACUCGGAAACUUUCUUAAUAGCAUGUCAGUGUACCCAACAACUGGGUGUCAGGACUACAGUCUUUGCCUCAGUCCUGUGCUCAAGGCCUAUGCCUGGUUUUAUAACCCUGUUGUCUCAUGGAGAUGGGUGUUUUCCUUUAGAUUCUAGGAUCUCGUACUUAAGACACAGGCCUGGUUUUGAAGAAGAGACAUUGUCAAUAUUAGUAAUCAAACAGCUUUCAUCUCCUAAAAUAAAAGGGGGGGGGGGGAGAAGAAACUGAGACAAGAAUCAUUCUGGCUCACAGUCUGGGGGUACAGGGUCGGGGUGGUGGAAGGCUUGGCUGCAGGAGUGAGGCACUGGCUGCGUCUGCAGAUGGGAAGCAGAGAGAGGUGAAGGCCGGUGCUCAGCCUACUGGCUUUUCAUUCAGUCUGGAAGUCCAGCCUAGGGAAUGGCGCCCCCACGCUCGGGUGAGUCUUUCCCCUCUCAGCUAAUCAUUGUUGUUUUUAAUAACUGAUACAUGAGUAACACAGAACUCCAGAAACAGGAGUGAUGUGUGAUUAAAACCCUAAGUGUCCGUCUCUACCUAUCCUUGGAGAUGACUCUCCAUCCAUAUCUUCUGCAUGAUUCCAGAAAGACUCUGUGCAAAUAAAGCCUGAAUGUACGUGCAAAA